Messenger RNA from Drosophila innubila, 1765 nucleotides. Its product is annotated as ribokinase. Lineage: Eukaryota; Metazoa; Arthropoda; Insecta; Diptera; Drosophilidae. Gene Ontology annotation, biological process: D-ribose metabolic process. The record is from RefSeq and is a predicted model, not a curated record. The transcript is spliced from 2 exons. The coding region runs from base 99 to 1730 and encodes 543 amino acids. Gene Ontology annotation, molecular function: ribokinase activity.
UAUGUCAGGUUCAUAUUAUUAUUUUUGAAGCUCUAUUAAUUUGACUAGUAGUAAGUUGCCCAAAAUUAAAUAGCUUGUAUAAAUAAAAUUUUAAAAUUAUGGAUUCCUUUUGGAAGACAUCGAAGAGCAAGUUUCAUAACACCGUCAUGAGUUUAAAGUCAAGGUUGAUCAAAAUAAAAUCUGUUCGGUUACCACAAAUCUUGACAACUGAGCGCGAUAAGUCGGUCAACGACAAUUGGAAGGUUGAGGUCUUGGUCUUUGGCUCAAUAAAUAUGGAAUAUAUAACAUAUCUCAAUGAACUUCCUGAACCGGGAGACACGAAGAAGGCAAUGUACAGGGAGCAAUGUUUCGGAGGCAAGGGGGCAAAUCAAUGUGUGGCAGCUGCAAAAUUGGGUGCCAAGUGCGCUCUGGUCUCCAAAUUGGGCAAGGAUGAUUUGGGCAACAUGUACUACGAGUACUUGCAACAGAUGGACAUCAAUGUAGACUACGUUGAGAUGUUGGAGGGACAGGAAACGGGCAUUGCCCAGAUCAAUGUCGAUGACAAUUCACAGAAUACGACUGUCAUACUGCCUGGAGCCAAUGGAAUGCUUAGCCACAAGGAUGUCUCCCGUUCCAAGAAGCUGUUCAGAGAGGCCAAAGUGCUUCUUUGUCAGCUGGAUACGGAGCCCAAGGUCUGCCUGUGUGCACUGAAACAAUUUAAAGGAGUUUCCAUCUUAAAUGGCGCACCGGGUAUUAGGAAUAUAUCCCCGGAGCUCAUCAAAGCGCCGACAAUACUUUGUAUCAAUGAGUUGGAGGCUGCGCAACUCACGGAUCGCCAGGAGAUUAGGUUUGUGCACGACGCGAAGGAAGCUGCCGAGGAAUUGCUGGAGAGAGGUGCCAAGACGGUUAUCAUUACAAUGGGCCAUCAAGGCGCUGUUUAUCUAUCGAGCAGUGAACCAGAUACAUGCAUCCAUUGCCCGGCUGCACCCGUGCGCUACUUGGCCGACCCAUCGGGUGCCGGGGAUGCCUUUUUGGGCAGUUUGGCCUACCAUAUGCUUCACUUUCCCAAGUUAAACCUGGAGCAUCACAUUCAUGCGGCAAAUGUUUGUGCCGCCUAUGCAGUGGGACAUCGCGGCACUCAGCCCAGUUUUCCAGGGCCAGAAUUGGCUCAAGACGAUCUCUGUUUGAUUGAGCCUGCUUUUUACAUCAUUCCCGAUGAUAGCUCAGAGCAAAAAGCUUGGCGAGAGCGACAGGCUGCGCUGGCUUUAGCUCCAGCUCCAGCUGCACCCGCAGCUCCAGCUCCAGCUCCAGUUACGGCAACAAAAUCAAAGCCUGAGACUGACGAUGAGGAUGAGAAAGAGAAAGAGCCAAGGGCACCUCCACUUCCGUCUCUGAUUGCGGCUGUGGUUCCAGCUCCGACUCUGAUUCCGGCUGUGGCUUCAGCUCCAGCUGCAGCUCCUGAUCUUGCUCCGGAGCCUGUUUCAGUCCCCGUUGAGACACCUCCACCGCAGCCCGUGGCAGUUGAGGUUGCCCCAAAGCUUGCCUCAGCGGAGAAACGUGAAGCGGCAGUUGUAGUGCCAGCUCGUGCCGCACAACGUGCCACAGAGCUGACAGCAGCAGCUGUAGUGUCAGCCCGUGCCACACAGCGAACCACGGAGGUGGCAGCCACCGUGGUGCCAGUUCGCAUCAUGCAGAAAGCCAGAAAAGUCAACCAUAAAAAGCGACCAAUCCACAAAUCUAAUGCUCAUUAAACAAACCUUUCGGUUACAACAAAUUUGGUAUUACA